Messenger RNA from Tachyglossus aculeatus (Australian echidna), 5543 nucleotides. RefSeq names its product nucleoporin 153 (gene NUP153). The record is from RefSeq and is a predicted model, not a curated record. Gene Ontology annotation, molecular function: structural constituent of nuclear pore. Gene Ontology annotation, biological process: RNA export from nucleus; protein import into nucleus. Lineage: Eukaryota; Metazoa; Chordata; Mammalia; Monotremata; Tachyglossidae. Gene Ontology annotation, cellular component: nuclear pore.
AUGGCCUCCGGGGCCGGGGCCGGGGCCGGGGCGAGGAGCGGAGCGGGCGGGAAGAUCCGCGGGCGGCGCUGCCCCCGGGGCCCCGCCCCGCCCUACCCGCGCGGCCCGCCCGCGCACCCCAAGGGAAUCCUCAGCAGAGUGACCGAAUCUGUCAAGAACAUCGUACCCGGAUGGCUUCAGCGGUAUUUCAACAAGAACGAAGAUGCCUGCAUGUGCCCCACCAACACGGGAGAAUCUAGACUUUGGCCAGAGAAUGCGGAAAAUGACCACCUCAUCUAUGCAGAAGAGGAAAGCCCUGUAAUACGUGAUGGCAGGAUCACUCUCGAGCCCGCAGUCAGUAGCGAAGAAGAACCCUCGACAAGUAGGUCUGCUCUAAAUUUCCCCGAUGUGCUAACGAGGCCAUCCCUUCACCGGAGCCACCUGAAUUUCUCCGUGCUGGAUUCCCCGGCCCUGCACUGUCAGCCUUCCACCUCCGCUGCGUUUCCCAUUGGCGGUUCUGGGUUUUCCCUCGUAAAAGAAAUCAAAGAUUCUACCUCUCAACAUGAUGAUGAUAACAUCUCAACAACCAGUGGCUUUUCUUCUAGAGCUUCUGAUAAAGAUCUAGCCGUUUCAAAGAAUCCAUCAAUGCCACCCCUCUGGUCCCCCGAGGCUGAACGUCCUCAUACGCUUUCACAGCAUCCUGCCGCCGGCUCAAAGAAACCAGCGUUCAACCUAUCCGCCUUUGGGACCCUCUCCCCGUCACUUGGAAAUUCUUCAGUCCUGAAGUCAACUCAUUUUGGGGAUUCUCCUUUUUACCCCGGAAAAACAACUUACGGCGGUGCAGCCGCAGCAGCGAGGCAGUCUAAACUUCGAAACACGCCCUACCAGGCCCCAGUGAGAAGGCAGGUGAAAGCCAAGCCAGUCAACUCGCAGUCCUAUGGAGUGACCAGUUCCACCGCCCGGAGAAUAUUGCAGUCCCUGGAGAAGAUGUCCAGCCCUUUAGCAGAUGCGAGACGGAUUCCAUCUGCUGUUUCUUCUCCACUGUCUUCUCCCUUCGACAGGAGUGGGUUGGACACCGCCGACCUGCAAUCCAAAAGGAAAAAGGUGGACUCCCGCACGCCACCUGUUCAGAGACUAAUGACCCCAAAGGCAAUUUCCGUUGCAACCAAUAGGUCUGUGUAUUUUAAACCGUCUUUGUCUCCGGCCACCGAAUUGAGGAAGACCAGUCAGAGAAUAGAUCUGAAGCACAAUGUCGGGCGGGAGAAAGCUCUCACCCUGGGGCAAAAAGCAGAACAACAUGAAAGCAAUUUCUCCUACCCAGACUUCGGCACGCCAGCCAACGGACUAUCCUCCGGAGCAGGGGGCGGCGGCGGCAAGAUGAGGCGGGAGAAAACCCGGCCCGGGACGAAGCCUCAAGCGCGGGAGGACGCGGAGGUACCAGUGCUCCCCAAAAUCUCUCUACCAAUUAGUACAACUUCACUGCCCAGCUUCAACUUUUGUUCCCCUACUAGUACUACUGCCUCUUCAUCACCCGUCAGGAUGGCACAACCCUCGGCAAAUAAGGUACAGGCAACCCCUCCAAGUAAUCCUGGCAGUCCUGUGUUCAGAUUUUCAUCUCCUAUAGUAAAAUCCACCGAGGCAGAAGUGCUACCUCCGUCAUCUAUUGGAUUCACAUUUAGCGUACCUGUUGUGAAGUCGGCAGAACUUCCUGGCUCCAGUAAUUCGUCACAGCCAACUAGAAGUAGUACAGAUAUAACUGCUGUAAAUAGCACAAGCAAUAAGAAAGAAAAUGAGGAUUAUGAGGGGCCUUUCAAGCCUGCAAAAUCUCUGAAAGAGGGGAGUGUGCUGGAUAUUCUGAAAAGCCCAGGCUUCACCUCUCCGAAGGCAAGCCCUCUCCCCACUUCCCAGCCCCCCGCGACAAGCACAGUCGUCUACACGAGACCCGCAAUAAGUAGUUUUUCCACGAGUGGAGGGGGAUUCGGAGAGAGCGGAAAAGCCGGCGCUCAGUGGCAGUGCGACUCGUGCCUGUUACAGAACAAAGUCACGGACGGGAAGUGCGUCGCCUGUCAGUCGGCCCGAGUGCCCCCGAGAGAUCCCGCCAAGCCCGGCGGAAGUGCCACUCCGAGCAGCGAGGCCAAACCGACCCCACCCGCCGCCGGGACGGUCGGCUUCGGAGACCGAUUUAAACCAGCGGCCGGAACGUGGGAUUGCGAUACCUGCUUAGUUCAGAACAAGCCCGAAGCCACCAAGUGCGUGGCUUGCGAAACCCCAAAGCCCGGGACGGGCGUAAAACCCGCCCUCACGUUGCCGGUGGCUUCGGAGGGUUCGGGGGCCGUGACGACCUCGUCCCCCAGAUGCGCGGCCACCUCCGGGACCUUGGGGUUCGGAGACAAGUUCAAGAAGCCCAAGGGAUCUUGGGAAUGUCCGGUGUGCUGUGUGCAGAACAAGGCGGAAGACAGCAAAUGUGUGGCCUGUAGUUCAGAGAAACCGGGAGGCUCAGCCCCCGUGGCAAGCAACAGUUCUCCCGCUGGGUCCGCCCCUUCAGGAGGAUUUCUAGGAUUCGAAAAAUUCAAGAAGCCCGAGGGCAGCUGGGACUGUGAGGUCUGCCUGGUGCAAAACAAAGCGGAGUCCACCAAGUGUGCAGCAUGUGAGAGUGCAAAGCCGGGCACGAAGCCCGAGGUUAAAGGCUUCGGCACCCCUACGACCUCCUCGGCCUCUUCGGCCGCCCCGGCCCCGGCCUUCAAGUUCGGACUCCCGCCGUCGUCCUCGGAGCCGCCUCCCACCGCCCCCGCCGCUUCGACCGGCUUCAAGUUCGGAGACCCGGGGGGCUUCAAGUUGGGCGCCUCGUCGUCCGACUCGGCCGUCUCCAACCCCACGAGCGGGGGCUUCAAGUUCUCCCAGACUGUCGGGGACUUCAAAUUCGGGGUCUCGUCCUCCGACUCGAAGUCAGAAGAGGUGAAAAAAGACAGCAAGGGGGAUAGUGGUUUUUCCUUCGGACUGGCGUCCGGGUUAAGCAGUCCUUCCCCCGCGGCCGGGUUUCAGUUCGGGGCGCCCAGCCUGGGGCCGCAGGAGAAGAAAGAGGAGCUCGACAAACCGGCCCCCGGGGGGUUCACCUUCGGGGCGGGGCCCGUCUCCGCCGCCCCCCGCGCCGCCUCCGAGAACAAGACCGGAGGGAGCGGCUUUGGCUUCGGAGCGGCGGAGGCCAAGCCGGCUUCGGCGGCACCCACGACCCCCUUCUCGUUUCCGAAGUCGGAGGGAGGUAAGGACGGAGGCCCCGUGGCCCAAGGAGGCUUCAGCUUCGGCGGCCUGGAGCCCGCCGCCCGCCUGCCCCCGGCCCCCGCGUUCGGCCUGGGAAGGACAGAGGAGAAAAAGCCGGAGCCGGUCACCUCUGCCACCGCUCUGGUGUUCGGGAAGAAGAAAGCGGGCAGCGAGGAGCCCAAGUCCCAGCUGCUGUUUUCGUUCGGGAAUCCCGAGCAAACCAAAGACGAGAGUCCGGCCAAGCAGGCGUUCAGUUUCAGCCUGGCGAAGCCCGCCGAGAAGGAAGGGGACCCGCCCGCCAAGCCCACUUUUGCUUUCGGGGCCCAGCCCGCCGCCCCAGCCGAUCAAGGAGCAGGAAAGCCGGUGUUAAGUUUGUUGAGCAGCGGCUCCUCCAACCCCGGUGUCCCGACCACGGGGGCUGCCGGCGGCGGCAGCCUGUUCGGCGGGGCCGCCUCCGCCGCCAACCCGCCCGUGGCCGCCUUUCUGUUCGGACAGGCCGGCAACGCGGUGAGCGGCUCUGCUUUCGGCACCCCCUCGGAAAGCGGCGCCCCGCAGCCCUUCGUCUUUGCUCAGGAGAGCAAGCCGGCCGCCGCGUCCGCCACCGCCGCCGCCGCCAGCGCGCCCGGGGCCGCGGUGGCCCCGUUCGUCUUCGGGCCGGGGGCCGGGGGCGGCAGUAACCCGGCCACCUCCAGCUUCGGCUUCGGCGCCUCCACCACGGCCAGCGCUGCGGGUUCCUCCUCCUUCGUCUUCGGUUCCGGGGCUCCGGCGGCUUCGGCCAGUCCGGUCUUCGGCGCCAGCCAAACCCCGACCUUCGGACAGAGCCAGGGGGCCGGCCAGCCCGGCGGCCCGGGCUUCGGGGCGCUGCCGUCGUCCACGUCGUUGUUUUCGACCGGCUCCCGGGCCCCCCUGCCCACUUUUGGGUCCGUGUCGAGCAGCGGCCAGCCCCCGGCCUUCGGCCAGCAGCCCGGCCAGCAGGCCGGGUUCGGCUCUGGCUCGGCACCUUCCGGCUCGGGCGGCGUGUUCCAGUUUGGGAGCAGCACGACGAAUUUCAACUUCACAAGCAACAACCCGACAGGCGUGUUCACCUUCGGUGCUAACGCCCCCUCGGCCCAGCCUUCCGGCACAGCGGUCUUCCCCUUCAACCCGGCGCCGGCCUUCACUGUAGGGACGAACGGCAAGAACGUGUUCUCUGCCUCCGGAAGCUCGGUCACUGGGCGGAAGAUAAAGACGGCCGUCCGGCGCCGAAAAUAAACAUCCGGGCUCAUUAGAGACAGUCGUGUUGGCCACAGCUGGUGCCUGCGUCUGCCCCGGGCGGGGGGACUGCCCAAGCCUCAACGGCCCGAGGACGUCCUUGGGGCUCCCCUCCUCCCCUCCCUUUUAAGUUUUUCUUUUCUCCCUUUUUUUUUUUUUGGAUUAUGUUCUGUUUUUAAUAGCUAGAGCCGGUGACAGGAGGUUCUUAAAGCAUAGUCCUUUUAGGAUCCAGCAACUUUAUUCACCGACUCGGCCCGGCGUGGCUCGAAGCGACCGGAGCCCGCGCAGCGAACGGCUUUGUAUCAUACCUCUUGAUGUGCGCCCGGCCCCGUGGCAGGCACCGCCCGCGGACAAGCUGUAAUUAUAUCCGCGAGGGAUUCUGUAUAGACUAGCGAAUGGGGAAACGAAUGGUUUCUAGGCUGCGUCCGUGCUGGUGUAUGUGUGAAGUGAGUGAGGUGGAUGUAUUGUGCUCUACACUUUUCCGAUCGAGGGAAACUGAUUUAAGGGAGAGCGGCCGGGGCCCCGGCCCCCGUUCGCCCCCGUGGCCCAUUUCCUAAUUAGACGCGAUUUCUCUCUUUUCAACUCUCACGGCUCUCACCUGUCUUGCCUUCUCGUUAUUUUAUUAUGAACUCCGUGUAAAUACGAUUUGGUUCCGCUGCGUCCUAUUUUUUUUUUCUUCCCCCCUAUGGCAUAACAUAAGUCUGUGAACUUGAAAGAUUUAAUUUUGUGUGUCGACAUAUUUUUUUUUUUUUUGUUUAGUAUUGUCUCAGAUUUUAUUAUGUAAAUCCCAUUAUUCAAAGUUGCCUAAAUCCAUUUAGAAAAUCUUUAAAGAAAAUUGGGAAUUCUUAAAGUGAGUUUAUUGGCUUUUCUGAUCCAUUUUUGUUUGGACCAAAAACCAGUAUUGUACAAAGUAUUAAGUAUAUAUUUUUAUAUUUACUGAAAUGGACUGUGGUGACUUUGGAUAAUAAGGAAAAGUUUAAUAUUAAAGCCAUGUUUAUUACAGUAUAAUUAACAUGUUAAACCAUGGGAUAAAUGCCAUCAAUAAAAAUUACGAA